Halteromyces radiatus is the source of this 420-nucleotide messenger RNA. RefSeq lists its product as uncharacterized. The coding region runs from base 65 to 358 and encodes 97 amino acids. Lineage: Eukaryota; Fungi; Mucoromycota; Mucoromycetes; Mucorales; Cunninghamellaceae. The transcript is spliced from 2 exons. The record is from RefSeq and is a predicted model, not a curated record.
UUUUUUUUUAUUUUAUUCAUUUUAUAUUUUCUUAUCUGGUUUAUUCAUACUUUGCUGUCUCAGAAUGAACAAGUUAUUCCUUUUCAACCUCCUCUUUAUGUGCUUUAUUGGAGCCAUCUCUGCAUUUGAUUAUUGUCACAAGUGUGUUCAAGCUGGCUCUGGAAGCCUUCUUGGCGUUGGCCCCAGUUAUACCGCAGGAGACGAAUGUGGAUUCAAGAAUUACAGAAAGCAGCUUGGUUGUUGGGCCUCAGAUGUGGAUUAUAGUGCAUGUAUGGCUAAAAAGUGUAUCGCCGCUGGCAAAAACUAUUCAACUCAAUGUAUCCUUAGCAGUUCUAGAACUGGUACAUUCUGUCCUUAAUUGUUAUUAUAAUAAUAAACAAUGUCUUAAUUCAUGUUAACAUGAAUUCAAUAUAAACCGUC